Messenger RNA from Colletotrichum destructivum, 912 nucleotides. RefSeq lists its product as uncharacterized. The coding region runs from base 287 to 883 and encodes 198 amino acids. The record is from RefSeq and is a predicted model, not a curated record. The transcript has a single exon. NCBI's taxonomy places the organism in Eukaryota, Fungi, Ascomycota, Sordariomycetes, Glomerellales, Glomerellaceae.
UGCGACGCCGUCAGGUCCCUCCCCCAGACAUUCUUGCCUCAAUCCGGGCAUUAAACCGCAUACGCCAAGCCACUUGUCAAUCACCCUUUAGAUUUAUAGCAUAAACCUCCGAGGCGGCGGACGACUACUGCCCUCGCAUCUUACAUUAGCAAAGCCCAUUGAAGACGCGGUUGAGCUCUGAGGUUCUGUAGCCGGAAACACAAGUUGGACUAUAUUUUAGCUCACCCGACCAAUCGCCCUUUCACAAGACAACAAAAAGUCUACCAAAGAACGAGCAACCAGAGCAAUGGUCAAGCCGGCCAACUUUCUCCCUCCCGAUCCGCGACCAUGGAAGGCCGAACCCGAGAGUCGUAAACAGCGAAAAGAGUUUGAGAAAGAGGCCGGUGGCUUCGACUGGGGACAAGCCCUUGCACUUGGCCUCAUCGGCGCCACCGUUGUCUUCGGCAUCGACAAGUCACUCCGACGGACGGAGGAGAAGUACUCGGAAGAACAACGGAGGGAAGAGAGACGGAGACAGCGACAGUCGCGGUCUCGCCCCCCGAGGAGCAGCCGGAGCCAGGCCGCUUGGGAUCGGGACCGGGACCGCGACCGGGACAGGGGCCUCGACAGAGACGACCGAAGCUUUCGGGACGACCAGAGCGACAGGGAAUACUAUGAUCGCGAUUGGGACGAGAGCGAGUACAAAUCGGUGAGAGAUUACGGGCCGCCGGAGAGCGAGGCUUCUGAGCCGAGGGUGCGAAUGAGGGAGGGAAGCGCAAGGGGCGAGCGGGAGUACGCACGCGCUGUUGACCCUUUCGAGAGGGAUUACGGGUAUGGCAGGCGGUACGAUGAGCAUAAACGCAGCCGGAGCAACCCAGCUUCGCGGUCGAGGGACUAUUGGUGAUGAUUGGAGAUCCGUCCGUUGGGCCUUUU